GAGGAAGAAGAAGCCGAGAGGAGGGGGAGAGAGGGGGGCGACCCCCCCCACCCCGCGCCAGCCAGCCUGCUCAGCGGCCGACAACGGUUUCCUGGAAGGAUGGAGAUGGGCCGGCAGGAUGGCAUGUCUGAUGGGGAGGGAGCGAAAGGCGGCAAGCUGGCAGCAAAAUUGCUCCCGUCUCCCAGCAAGAAGAAAGUCAGCAAGAAAAAGAAGAAAAAGAAAACCAUUCCAGACAAGCAUUCCAGCCAAGUCAAGAAAAAAUCCAUCUUUGCCAUAUUUCCACUGGAUCUGCUGCAGCGCUGGAAGUGCGACGGGACCCCUCAGGAGGGUCACAGCAAGCGAGGAUCAGGCAAAGCCACCAGGAAUUCGCUCUCAGCCUGCUCGUCGGCCACUUCGAUCUCGACCCCAGGAGACGCCACCCUGCCCAAUGAGAGUCUUCGCUGGGACGGCGUUCUGGACGACCCCAAAGCCGAAGAGGAAAGACUGUGCAACUAUCGACUAAGCCGUAGAAAACGCUACGGUGAAUUCUUGCAGCAAAACCCCCUGUUGGACUCGCCCUUUCCAUGCCAGCAGCUGCCCGAUCUGGACAAAGUCCCCGAGGCAGAGAAAGAGCGUUCCUUACACAAGAGUAAAUCAUCCUCUCUCAUGGCCGCCAAAAACAAACGGCGUCCAAAUUCGAAGCAGGGUAGUAAAACCCCAAAGAGGCAGCCGACGACGUUGCCGUCCAGUAAAUCUCAGGGAGUUCUGUGAAACGCUCCGAAUUUGAGCAACAAUUUUUAUGUUUUUACGGCCAAAGCACAAGAUCAGAAUUAUUAUUAAUAAUUAUUUUUUUGCCUGUGGGAGUCUCACAAUGAUCCAGAUGUAUUUUUCAGUUUUUGCAAAUUGUAUGUUGGAGAAUAAAA
Molecule: messenger RNA, 902 nt
Organism: Ahaetulla prasina
Lineage: Eukaryota; Metazoa; Chordata; Lepidosauria; Squamata; Colubridae
Gene: LIAT1
Product: ligand of ATE1
Exons: 3
Coding region: 100-750 (216 amino acids)
Biological process (GO): protein arginylation
Source: RefSeq, a predicted model, not a curated record